Meloidogyne enterolobii is the source of this 2616-nucleotide messenger RNA. NCBI's taxonomy places the organism in Eukaryota, Metazoa, Nematoda, Chromadorea, Rhabditida, Meloidogynidae. The record is from the annotation of a GenBank genome assembly.
AUGAAUAAAGAAUUUAAUUUAAUAAAAACAACAAAAACAAUUAAAAAUUUAAAUAAAAGAUUAUUUUUAUUAAAAUAUUUUAAACAAAAAAUUUGGCAAAUCCACAAACUGUCAACUCUUCUUUUUUGUUUUUUAAUUCUUUUAAAUGGACUUUCUGCUUCUCUUUCGGCUAUAGAAAAAAGUAAAUUGGCAAAUGAAUUGAAAAAAAAAAUCUCAACAAUUAAUUUAUCUUCAAUUUCUGAUGAAGAAGAAUUGACACAAGAACUUUUGUCUUUAUUUGAUUAUGAUAGUAGUGAAGAAAAUAAUAAUUAUUUUAAAGAAGAGGAGGGAAAUGAAAUUUUGGAUAUACAAUUUAGUAAAGAUUUAGAAGAAGAAGAGGGAGGAAAUAAUGAAAAUAAUGCUCAAGUUUUAUUACAAUUAUUAGAUGUUAUUGAUGAAGAAGGAAUUGAAAUUGAAAAAGAAUUUAAUAAAACAAAAAAUGAAAAAGAAGAAAAUAAAAUAUUAAAUAAUAAUGAGGGGAAGGAGGGGGAGGAAUUUAAUUCAAUUAAUUCAACAAUAAUUAAUCCAAAUAAUUUAUUUAAUUUAACAACAAAAAAAGAAGAGAAAGAAAAGGAGGAAAUUAAAGAUACUAUUUUAAAUUCAACAAAUUUAAUUAAUAAAGAAAUUAAAAUUGAAGAAACAACAACAAUUAAUUUAACAAAAAAUGAAAUUAAUUUUAAUCAAGAAACAACAGAAAAUAAUAUAAACAACAAUAAUAACCAAAUAUUAUAUACUACAACAACAAAUUCUGUUUCCUUCCCAACUUCCACUACAACAACUACUGAACAAACAAUUUUACCCACAACACAAUUAUUUAAUGUUGUAAACACUACAACAAAAUCAGAAUUAAAAAAUUCAACAACAAAUUCAACAACGAUAGAACAACAAAAUAUUAAUUUAUUUAAUUCAACAAAAGAAUUAUUUUUUGAAACUAGAACAACUUCAAAACCUUUAAAUAAUUUUACAAUAAAAGAAGAAGAGAACAACAUUACUACAAAACAAAUAACAGAAGAAGAAAAUAAUAAUUUAUUAAUUAAAGAAGACGAAUCAAAAGAAUUUUUGGAAAUGAAAUUAAUUAAAAAAGAAGAAUUAAAUUUGGCUAUUUUAAAAUUAGAUAAACAAAUACACGAAAAUGGAGAUUUAAAUAAUAUUAAUUUUGAAGAACUUCAAAAAUAUAAAGAAAAUUUAAAAAGAAUAAUAACAACAAUAGAUACAGCUUUAAAUACAAUGGAAAAUAAUGAAAAUAAUUUACAAGAAGAAAAAGAAGGAGAAAAUAAUUUAAAUAAAAAUAAAUUAAUUAAACAGUUAAUUAAAGAUAAUUUUAAAAUUAAAAGUGCAAUAUCUUCCUCAUUACCUAAUUGGAGAUCUAAAUAUUUAUUAAAUAGAAUUAAUUCUUUUAAUAAAAAUGUUGAAGAAAAUAUUCGAAAAAGUCCUCUUCAAUUAACAAAUAAAACAACAACAACAUUAAUUCCCCAUAAUUCUGAAGAAAAUAUUACAACAAUAACACCAUCAACAAUAAAUACAACAAUAAUAAUACCUCUUUUAAAUCAAACAUUUAAUGAAAAUAUUGGUGAAAAUAUUUCAACAACAGAAAAAGAAGAAAAAGAAAAUACUCCUCAAUUUGAUAUUUUAAAUGACUCUUUAAAUGAUUCAUUAACUACAUCUUCAACUUCAUCUACAUUCAAUUCAAAACCCAAUAUUUUAUUACAAUCAAAUAAAUUAUUUAUUCCAAAAAUAAUUAUUCAAAAUUCUAUUAAAAAUUUAACAAGUUCUAUACUCGAUCAAUGUAAACAUCUAAGUCAACCAGAAUUAGUUGAUGAAUUAAAAAGGAAGGGGACUUACAAUCCAGAAUUAAUGGCUUGGGAUGUUAGCGGCGUUUUUAGAUUUCUUGAUCGUUCAAUUGUUGAUCAAUAUGAGAAACAAAUAAAAACACAAAAAUCUGGAGAACAAGCAAUUAAAAGGAAUAUUGAAGCUUUGGAAAAGUUGCUUGGAGAAUUAAAAUUACAUUGUAAUAUCCGAACUCCAGAGGCUUUAUCAAGAUUUGGCAAUAUAACAUUAGCAAAUCCAAAACAUUCAAUAAUAUCCCCUUCAAUGCGUGGGGGUUAUUGGGAGGAAGGGGAGGAGAAUAUAAUGAUGACUAGACAAAAAAGAAAUACAAUUUUUGCUCAAAAUCUUUUUAAUUCUUCUUCCGAAAGAAGAAAAAGAAGUGAUUUUAAAAAUAAAAAACAAUUAAAAUCUCAAAUAGGGGAUGUACAUAUAGUCCCUUUUGGGUGUGAUAAAAGAGGAUAUUCUGAGGAUGGUUAUUUACGUUUAUGUAGUGCUUGUCAAGCAAUUAGAAAAUUACCUGGUGAUUUUUUCCCUCCCUUUAUUAACGAAGUUGUUUGCAAUGAAGAUAAAGCUUGUUUAUAUUUUUAUGAAUAUCCUCAUGGGAAAUGUAAACAAAAAUAUAUGAAUUUUGUUGUUUUGAGAAAUGUUGGAACGCCGUUAUGUCAAGUUUGGGAAAAGUUUAAUUUAAAUGUUAGAGUUUCUUGUGAAUGUUUUGUUGAUGAAAUGUCUUUUUUUGCUAAAUAUGUUUAA